Molecule: messenger RNA, 1944 nt
Organism: Torulaspora delbrueckii
Lineage: Eukaryota; Fungi; Ascomycota; Saccharomycetes; Saccharomycetales; Saccharomycetaceae
Gene: MAG2
Product: RING-type E3 ubiquitin transferase MAG2
Exons: 1
Coding region: 1-1944 (647 amino acids)
Biological process (GO): positive regulation of transcription by RNA polymerase II
Molecular function (GO): transcription cis-regulatory region binding
Source: RefSeq, a predicted model, not a curated record
AUGGAUAGAGAGAUGGCCGUGAAGAACAGUGGCAAUUCGGAGAGAGAAAUCCCGGAGAUACUUAGUGGUGGUGGAAGGCGUGAGUCAAGUGGUAAGUCCCAGAGGACUUCCCAUCCGAAGGGUAAAGAUGGUAGAAAUGCAGCCACCAAGGCUCAUGGUUAUCAUGGAGGCAACCAUAGACAGCGUGGGAAGCAGCAAAAGCCCGGGAAUGGGAGAAGAAGAGAUGACUCUGAAAGCUAUGAUUUGGAUAUGUCGUUGCAAGAUGAGCUAAUUAAUGGAAAUUACAGGUUACGAGGUAGGAAGGCGCAGGUUUCGAUAAAUCAUUUGUUGCAGUUUCAAUUACCUGAAAUUGAGAGAGAACAAGAAGGAAGAUUACGCAAGGGCAAUCGGAGAAGGAAUCAAGGUGAGACUCAUAUACAUCUGCAUGGUGACUCUUUUAUCAACGCAAACUAUCGGCUGCUUCUGGAUGAUCGUUUCGAUUAUAAGGAACAGAGUGCGGACCCCAAUGCGCCUGUGCCAGGUGAGAAAAUCGUGCGAGUUAUCGUUCCUCGAGGUCAAAACUGUCCCAUCUGUCUUUCUGAAGAGCCUAUAGCACCUCAUAUGGUCGCAUGUGGCCAUAUUUUCUGUCUGAGCUGUCUCUUAAACUUCUUUUCUGUUGAGGAUACUGUCAAGGAUAAGAACACAUAUGCGCAGAAGAAAAAACUUAAGGAAUGUCCUCUAUGUGGUAGCAUUGUACGUCCAGAGAAGGUGAAGCCUGUGCUGGCUGAAGAGGCCCGUGCUCAUGAUGUGCCGGAGCCUGGUAAGGCGGCUACUUUGAAAUUGAUGUGCAAGCCUCAUGGGUCGAUCUUGCCUCUGCCAGUGCUAUUGGGUACCGAUCCUCUAGCUGUUGGAGAUGCCCCAUCUUUGGAUCUACCUCUUGUUGCCGAUUAUGCUCAUAUGGUCAAAUGCAGUGCUUCAAAAGCCAUGGAACUGUAUCAAAAGGAUUUGGAGGGGAUAUUAAACCAGUAUGAAAUUGACAAAAUUUUGUACAACGAUGAAGGAAAAUAUUACAAGAUGGCGAUUGACUAUGUGAAUGAUAAGAUUGCAAAUAUCAUCAGUCAACAAGAUGUGGAUAAUUUGGAAGGAAUUGAUCAAUCGAUAGCCAACCUCAAUUUAGGUACUGACCUGAAAGAGAAGUACAACGAUUCCAAUGCCUUUUUCUUUUACCAAACAUCAUUCUCUUCACCAAUCAGAUUCUUUUUAUCGCCACUUGAUGUUAAAAUCCUGUUGACUGCAUUUCAUCAGUACUCUAAAUUUCCAGAAGAACUGAAUGUAAUGGUGGAAAAUGUUAAUUACAGUUCCGUACUUACCCCUGAAAUGACUAAUCGUUACAAGUAUUUUGGUCAUUUACCACUGGGCACAGAAAUCGCCUUCAUCGAGAUCGACUGGAGGGAGAAUAAUAUCCUGCCCAAGGAAGUUUACCAACAUUUCGUCGUGGAACUUAAGCAACGUCGCAGAAAACUCAGCCAGAGGAAGCACAAAGAGGACAAGCAGAGAAUAGAUCAUCAAAGAAAACUCGAAAGGGAACACGCGGAAUUCUAUAGGAGGGAAAAUGGCGAGCUGUCGUCGACUCAAGAUUUCUUGGACCGCGAAAUAGCUCUGAGCAACGAAAGUUUCCUGGAUUCGCUGUCUUCGAUAAACCAAACAUCUCAAGAUCUGACAAACGGCAACAAUGAAGACCGAGAAAGGAAGCCCGCUUUGAAGGAAAGGACCAUAUGGGGCACCUCCAUCCCAGUGAGUCGUGACGAGAAGUCUUCGAAAGAGAAUGAAGAAUUUGAAGCCAUGCUUCUUCAGAAGAUGCAGCAAGAUGAAGCCGAUGAAAGUUCCGGCGAUGCUGGCAGGAAGAAGGGCAAGAAGAAGAAGGGCAAAGUCAUGCUGUUCAGCAGCGCUCAUCGAACUUUAUAG